Papaver somniferum (opium poppy) is the source of this 887-nucleotide messenger RNA. RefSeq names its product iron-sulfur assembly protein IscA-like 1, mitochondrial. Gene Ontology annotation, biological process: iron-sulfur cluster assembly. The record is from RefSeq and is a predicted model, not a curated record. Gene Ontology annotation, molecular function: 2 iron, 2 sulfur cluster binding. Gene Ontology annotation, cellular component: mitochondrion; cytoplasm. NCBI's taxonomy places the organism in Eukaryota, Viridiplantae, Streptophyta, Magnoliopsida, Ranunculales, Papaveraceae. The transcript is spliced from 3 exons. The coding region runs from base 19 to 516 and encodes 165 amino acids.
CUUUCAUUUUCCCAAGGAAUGAAGGAAAUACCCAUUUCGUACCUGUGGACAUUGGAGUAUCGGGGAGGUCUGGUUUUAGAGGUAGAGAUGGGAUUAUCGAUGAUAGCAGCAGCGGCAAAGAAUGUGAGUGCAGCUGCAAGAAAACAAGCAUUGACAUUAACAGAUGCUGCAGCUGAUAGAAUACGUCAUCUACUGCAACAAAGACAACGUCAAUUUCUUAAACUUGGCGUGAAAGCUCGAGGGUGUAAUGGAUUAAGUUAUACCCUAAAUUACGCUGAUGAGAAAGCUAAGUUUGAUGAAGUGGUGGAGGAGAAGGGUGUAAAGAUAUUGAUUGAUCCAAAGGCAUUAAUGCAUGUUAUAGGAACCAAAAUGGAUUUUAUAGAUGACACACUCAGGUCUGAGUUUGUGUUUAUUAAUCCAAACUCUAAAGGUCAAUGUGGAUGUGGCGAAUCAUUUAUGACAUCAAGUAACAGUGGAGCUGCUAAGUAUGCCCUCGUCAAGAAUCAUCAUAACUAACAUGAUAGAGGUAAAUAAAGUUGUUGAAUAUCCCAUCUGUCUCUAUUUCUCUAAACCCAAAUCAAAAUGAGGCAGUUGCUGAAAUAAAGGUUUGACUGCAAAAUGUAUAUAUAUAUAUAUAUCAAUGAUGUAGCUCUGUUGGGUUAGUAAACACAAAUGCACGUAUUAGCAUUUUGAAGAAUUAUGUUCCUUACCCAAUACUGGUAGUGUAGAUCGUGUGCACCUUUCGUUGAUUCUUUUUUCUCCUGUUUGCAUAUUUUGACGGAUGUGUAUGUGGUACUCGUGUCAAACGUUUGUAAACUAUAUGCUAUUACACACCUAGAUAUGAAUGACAAUGUUGCCAGCUCUUUGUAAAAACAGUUUUCUUUAUA